AUGCAAGUUGCCUUAGCCCAGGAACUGAUGAAGUACUCCCUGGAAAUCAAGACCAAAGAAUCCGAUGUGAUAGUAGCCUUUAGUAACGCACUGAUGGAUAUCCCUAAAAUAAUCUGUGAUAACUGUGGAUUUGAUGGAGAUAAUAGUAAAAAUCUCCUUAAAUCGAAAUACAACAGUAUGAAGAAUUUAAAAAACUUUACCCAUGGUAUUGAUAUUAAAAAUGGUCUUUCCAUCUGUAUGAAGGAAAUCGGAGUAUUAGAAGGAUUUGAAAUGAAGAGAAGGGUAAUCACUGCGGCCUGUGAAACAGCUCAGACGAUUCUUAAGGUUGAUGGAGUUGCUAGAUGUGCCCCACGAUUGUUUGUCAAUAUCCUCUUUAAUAGCUAA
Molecule: messenger RNA, 384 nt
Organism: Medioppia subpectinata
Lineage: Eukaryota; Metazoa; Arthropoda; Arachnida; Sarcoptiformes; Oppiidae
Source: the annotation of a GenBank genome assembly